Chroicocephalus ridibundus (black-headed gull) is the source of this 2818-nucleotide messenger RNA. It is a transcript of the gene GCNT1, whose product is annotated as glucosaminyl (N-acetyl) transferase 1. Lineage: Eukaryota; Metazoa; Chordata; Aves; Charadriiformes; Laridae. Gene Ontology annotation, cellular component: membrane. Bases 553 to 1833 code for a protein of 426 amino acids. The transcript has 4 exons. The record is from RefSeq and is a predicted model, not a curated record. Gene Ontology annotation, molecular function: beta-1,3-galactosyl-O-glycosyl-glycoprotein beta-1,6-N-acetylglucosaminyltransferase activity.
GGAGCGACGGGCCGGGCCGGGGCGGUGCCGCGGGAGGUGCGGGGCCGUGCGGGGGGCCGGCAGCCCAGGCCGGGUCGCGCAGGCGGGGGACGUGCAGCUCCGCGCUGCCGGGGCGCCCUGCCUGCCCUGCCGGCCCUGCCUGCCCCCCACCCCCCACCCGGGGCGCCGCCACACGCCGAGCCGCGCCGGAGCGGCCGCGGCCCCGGCCCCGCAGGCAAGAAAAGGGAAAAAUAAGUCAGUUCUGACUCUCACUCCCCACCCAUCAAAACGAUUACAUGUCUCCUGGCCCAUCCCAACUACUACUUCAGAGGAUUUUGAAGAGACCGUGUCUCACACAAAAAUCUUGAAAGGCUUCAGGGGCUCCUUUCCCACUGAGAAGAUAAAGCACAACUAGCAUCCAGGAAGUGAGUGGAUUUUUCCUUCCGUCUCCCUGACAAAGUCACCAAAUUCCUGAGAAACACAACCUGAUUUUUCUGAAGUUGUUGAAGCUCAUAUUAGCAGAGUGGAGUUCAUUUUUUCUUUUUAGCCCUGCAAAGCUACCUGGUAUUUGAAAUGCUGAAGAGGAAAUUACGGUUUUGCCACAACUCGCACUUCAGGCUUUUCUUGGGUCUAACUCUUAUUUUAGUAAUCAUUUCGGUUUUAAAAGUUAACCAGAAACAAGACUUCUUAAAUCGGAGACAUCUAGAGUUGACAAAAGAAGAUCCUAUUGGCAAUAUUAACUGCACCAAGAUUAUAGACGGGGAUAUAGAAGAAAUUCAAAAGGUAAAGCUUGAAAACUUGUUAGUGUCAUUUAAGAAGCGCCCCAGAUUAACAACAAAUGAUUAUAUUAACAUGACAGCAGACUGUGCCUCCUUCACCAAGACUAGGAAAUACAUUAUGGAACCUCUCAGCAAUGAAGAAGCAGAAUUCCCAAUUGCUUACUCAAUAGUCGUUUAUCACAAAAUUGAGAUGCUUGAUCGACUUCUAAGAUCAAUCUAUGCCCCUCAGAAUUUUUACUGCAUUCAUGUUGACAAAAAGUCUCCAGAAUCUUUCUUUGCUGCUGUGAAGGGAAUAGUCUCAUGUUUUGAUAAUGUCUUUAUUUCCAGCCAGUUAGAGAGUGUUGUAUAUGCUUCAUGGAGCAGGGUACAGGCAGACAUUAACUGCAUGAAAGAUCUCUACAGAAGAAGUUCAAACUGGAAAUACCUAAUAAACCUCUGUGGCAUGGACUUUCCUAUAAAGACCAACCAGGAAAUAGUAGAGAAAUUAAAAGCCCUUAAAGGUGAAAACAGCUUGGAAACGGAAAAAAUGCCCGUAUAUAAAGAAGUAAGGUGGAAAAAACACUAUGAAGUAAUUGAUGGUAAAAUAAAGAACACAGGUGUAGACAAAGAACUACCACCUCUCAGUACUCCAAUUUUUUCUGGUAGCGCCUAUUUUGUAGUUAGCAGAAGAUUUGUAGAAUACGUAUUAGAAAGCAGCAAAAUACUUAAGUUCAUUGAGUGGGCAAAAGACACUUACAGCCCAGAUGAGUACCUGUGGGCGACAAUUCAGAGAAUCCCUGAAGUCCCAGGUGCAGUUUCUUCUAGUGAGAAGUACGACGUUUCUGAUAUGAACGCACUGGCCAGGUUUGUCAAGUGGCAGUACUUUGAAGGUGACGUAUCCAAAGGUGCACCCUACCCACCGUGCAGUGGAGUUCACGUUCGCUCUGUCUGUGUUUUUGGGGUAGGAGACCUGAACUGGGUGCUACGAAACCACCACUUCUUUGCUAAUAAGUUCGACACUGAUCUUGACCCUUUUGCAGUGAAAUGUUUGGAAGAGUAUUUGCGACACAAAGCUUUGUAUCUGCAAAAGAACUGAAAUACUGCAUGCGCCUUUGACGAAACAUAGGUACAAAUAGUGUACAGCUAUGUACAUUAAUAUGCAACACCAAUGGUGGUGAUGCUGAUUAUGGGUAUAAUUGUUCUUGCCACGUCUGUAUGGUGGUGAUGACACCCUCCCUGCCUUCACUAUGGACAAGGGGAAGAGAAGACAUGUUUCAAGUGAAUAUGGGGAUGCCUUGUGUUGCACACUGAAGCUUGUAACUUUGGGUACAAAAUUGAAGACAGCAAUUUCUGGAAGGCCAUUUACUUGGAAUAUUUAUUAUCUAAAAGGUGUAAUUAACUAUAAUGGCUUGACUAAACUGUUUUAAGGCUUGGGAAAUGCAUGUUGUUCAUGGUUAUUCCUCAUUUUUUUUUCCCAUGAAUGUAAUGCUAGCUGGAAAGGAAAAACUAAGAGGUUGGGGGGGGGGGGUGUUGGAGAAAAAAAGCAGCUGGACUGCACAGACUUCAUGCUGAGUACUGAAAGAUCUCAGGAAAAUAAUAUGAGAAUUGAUCUGAAAACUAUUCAAAAGGGAAUAUACCAAAGCCAGCUGUUGUUAUUUAACUUAAAUCUGAUUGCUCUAGUCUGUAACAUGUUAUUCUUAAUCCUGCUGAAAAUUUCAUCUUCAGCAUGGAGUAUUAAGGACUUGUGUUUAAAUUUUGGUAGCCAAAUCUUGCUUUUGUACUCUUAAACCCCCCUGAUAAUGUGAUAUAAAGUUUAUACACUAGUUUGUAAUUACAUGUUCUCAGGGAAACUUCAGUUUUGUGCCUGAUGAGAGUUAGACUUGUAGUUUUACACUUCCUACUGUAUCAGGAGUCUUGAUUUUGGAUCAUGGAUCCAAGAUGACUCAAGUUUCUCAAAUGCUUCAAAGAACUGCAGUAGUGUCUACAUGUCACUGAUGGAACUGCUGGUUUCUGCUUUUUGUCAAGCUCAGUUUGCAUUCCAGAUUCUUCUAACCUUGAUUAUGCAAAAAUAAAGUUAUUUU